AUGAGUCAAAGAACAGGGAGUUUCCCGAAAAGAAAAGACGAAGACUAUAGCAGAAAGACAAAAGGUUCAAGGCAGCUAUUUAACCCUAGCUUUGAUAAUCCUAUUGCAUUUAAUAAGAAACCCAAUUUUGAACCUCCUGUCAUCAUUAAGAAAAGAGAUAAACCUACAACAACAACAACAGCAACCAACACUACAAUUAAUAAUAAUAAUAAUAAAGCACCUUCCAAAGAAACUCAAGCACAAGAUGCAAAAAGGAAAUAUUGGAAACGACUUAUUACAUCUAUACGAGAACAUGAGCUAAAAAUAGAUGCACUUGCCAAGACCUCCAGUCAAUUAGCUUGCUUUCGUGAAGAACAACAACAAGAAGAAGAGAUAUGCUCAAGAACGGAGAUAGCUCCUCAGCCCAAGAUACCGGUUUCUAUUACCGAGCAGGAUCUUCAGGACGCACUCGAUGUCUGGAAACAAAAAAUUGAGCUUCAUUUAGCACUGGCUGGAGCCUAUUUGAAGAUAUUUGAAUGUGAUAUAGAAUACACUGAGAAAAAGAGCCUAGAAAGUCUUUGCUGGAAGCGCGCCAUUUAUAGCCUUGUCAACCAAUUUAGAAUUGCUAUUAAAAGAUAUCCAGUAAAAGAAGAUGGUUCCCCUGCCAUGGACGUGGAAUGGCGAGAAGAACUGCUAUUAGAAGUCGAUGGUGACGACGAUGAUCAUCAGAUACCUGUGUUAAACAAAGAUGGAAUGAUGACAAUGAAAAAAAUUGAACCUAAAGGAAAAGAAAACGGACAGUCUAAAGUUGAAAAGAAGUAUGGAUCUAGUCUACUUGGUCUCUUUCUCGAGUAUUUGGAUCGAGUAGAUGCAUUUUAUCAACAGGUCGCUCAAUUCCUAAAGAGUACUGAGCCAGAUCAAGAAGAUCAUAUACAUUCCUACCUCAACCAGUGGAGACGAACAAAAGGCUACAGAUGGUACCGGACAGUGCCUCUUCGUGGUGAUAUUGCCAGGUACAGGUGGACGUAUAUUCCAGAUGAAGGACUUGGCCACUGGUCUCGUCAACAAGCAUUUGAAGAGGCUUGGACAUGGUACUUUCUCGGUAUCUGGCUUAUGCCUGCUAGAGGGAACUUGUACUUUAACCUCUCCUUACUACUUCAGACCAAGACUAUAUCUACCGGAUAUGAUUUUCAUAAGCUCUAUCUUAGCACACGUAGUCUCAUGGUACGUAAAAAUAGCUUUUUAAAUGCAAGAGAGGGCAUGUUGGCACUGUUUGAAGGCAAUCGACGCUGGAUGAAUAAGUUUAUAAAGUCAAAGCAAACGAAAAAAGACAAGAAAAAGCAAUUACAUCAAACUAUAGAUCAAGGCUAUCACACGCUUGUACCUGGUCUGUUUAUCAAACUUUAUGGUAUGCUGUUUACCAAAAUUGGACUUGACGAGUUUUCAAAGACUAGGAGGUUGUUUUUUGAUAACCUGUUUCCAAGAACUAUAACACAUUCCAUCAACAUCAAUAGUCAAAAUAUCAUCAAGCCGUUGCCCUCUGAUGACAACUUUUUAUCAGCUGCAGAACUAUUUUGGCUGGAGACAGCCAUACUCUGCUUGUCAUCCCUCUACAGCUCCGAUUAUUCAAAUUCAAAACUCACAAAGGCCAUUUCUGACUAUCAUCAUUCCAUGUUUAACAAGACAAGUGCUUCAGAGGAUGGCCGAAUGAUUCAGAGGCUUCAAGACAAUGUCCUGUUUGCUUAUGCUAUAGACAUGUCUUGUCAAAUUGCUGUAGAGUGUUUUAGAAGAUGCCUUGAUCCAGAGCUACCACGUAUACAAACACCUGCUCUACCACAGUUACCCAAUAUACCUCUUCGAUUGAAUGAUGAGUUUCUGUUUGGAGACAGGACAGCAACGCCCAACUCAGCAACACAAGAACAAGAAAGACAAAGGACAGAAACAGAUUCUUGGUUUAUCUAUAUCGAGAUAUUACUUCAAUGGAUUGUUCUAAAUGGCGUUUGCUUGCGUAGCAAUAACAUGCCUUCGUUCUGGGAACGACUGAUUAGUGAUAUAGAGUAUGACCUUAUCUCAAGAGAAUCCAGAUUACACAAUGAUCGCUAUCAGUCCUUAAUAUCGCCUGCGUUCUGGCCACUUUUGGUUCAGUUUCUAAAUCAUCUGAUUUCUCAACUACCUCACGAACUUCUUCAUGAAGUGCUGAAUAAGCAUUUUGUUGAUGAAGAGGAAGAUGAUCAGCAUCAAGAAAAGACAAAAGAAAAUGCGAGCAAAGAAGAACGACAACUUAUGUUGGACAUUCAAAAGUUUCUGGGAGACACGCCUAGUCUUCCCGAAGAACAUCAUCUAAGAGGUCUAGGUUGGAUAGAUGAGGCUUUUGGUCGCGUGCUGAAAUUAAAUGAAGGUAAAGCAAAAGCAGAACAUUAUCCAGAGGGGCUUGAUACGACAAUGCGACGAAAGAUAAAGAUUAUAGAUUAUGGUUUUAUAUUAGUCAAGCAUUUGAAAGAUAUUUUAUAUUAUGAUCCUGUCGAUCAAGCCAUCAUUGUUCCUUCCUCCGUCAAGGAACGUAUAGUAAAUCGUGUCUAUAAGGAGCAAGAAAAAGAUAAAACAAUAGAAAGUCUGUAUGACGAUGAAGAGGAGCAAGAAGUACCCACGAUUGUUGCAGAAAUGGAUGAUGAUGUGCUAUUGUCGACUGAUAAAACAGAUUUGAGCGAUGAGGAGGAAGAAGACGAUAUGAUGACGCAAUUGAAGAAACGAAGAGAGCAGUUACAAUCUAUGAUCACAGCCGAUAUCGAAAGCAAUUACUAUCGUCGACUGCCAGCACGGGCAAAGGAAAGAGAGAACAGAUUGAAUUACUUGCGUGAGCGUAUUCUUCCUGAUAAAACAGUGCUGGUACUUGAUACAAACUGCUUUAUUGGCCACCUUGAACAUAUCAGAAAACUCAUUGCGUCCGAAAAAUGGUCCAUCAUUGUUCCUCUUGUUGUCAUUACCGAACUGGACGGACUUGCGAUCAACACACAGAGGCUAGGUACUAUGGCUGGGGAAGCUAUUAAGCUGAUCGAGUCCACAUUAGCAACAAAAUCCAAAAAGAGCAACCUGCUUCGAGUACAGACAUCGCAUAAUAGCUUUAUGAACAACAUCUCUAUCCGCUCUGAGCAGUUUGUGUUUGGUGAAAGUGAUAAAAACUUGGAUGACUUGGUUCUUUCCUGCUGUCUCUGGUGGAUUUCACAAAAGAAACAUUGUGGCGAUGUUGUCCCUGUUUGUUUAGUUACAGGCGAUCGUAACUUGAGUGUGAAGGCCCGUGCAAGAGAUGUAGAAGUGGUACCCGUGUCUGCCAUUAUGAGAUUAACUCCUAAAUAA
Molecule: messenger RNA, 3333 nt
Organism: Rhizopus microsporus ATCC 52813
Lineage: Eukaryota; Fungi; Mucoromycota; Mucoromycetes; Mucorales; Rhizopodaceae
Exons: 2
Coding region: 1-3333 (1110 amino acids)
Biological process (GO): nuclear-transcribed mRNA catabolic process, nonsense-mediated decay
Cellular component (GO): telomerase holoenzyme complex
Molecular function (GO): protein binding; telomerase RNA binding; telomeric repeat DNA binding
Source: RefSeq, a predicted model, not a curated record